Molecule: messenger RNA, 348 nt
Organism: Linnemannia hyalina
Lineage: Eukaryota; Fungi; Mortierellomycota; Mortierellomycetes; Mortierellales; Mortierellaceae
Source: the annotation of a GenBank genome assembly
AUGCGCGCUUUCAUAGCUGCCCUAGUGGUAGGCUCCGAUGUUGCCCACAAGGUUGAAACUACUCCAGCAGCAAAACAUCCAGAACUAACACACUCAGAUACAGCCCACCCUCACCCUAAAGCUGCAGCACCUGCAGCACCUGCAGCAGCGCAUGAUCAGGCUGCCGCCUCGGCGCCCAAUGCCCCUACGACUCCAGCAUCAACAACCAUCACAACACCACCAGUCUGUGGCAAUGGAAUUAUCGAGCACGGCGAAGAAUGCGACUGCGGAUCCCCGCAAGAGUGUGCCAAGGACCCAUGCUGUAACGCAAAGACAUGCAAGCUGAAUGCAGGAGCACAGUGCAGGUAA